Funneliformis geosporum is the source of this 2541-nucleotide messenger RNA. The record is from the annotation of a GenBank genome assembly. NCBI's taxonomy places the organism in Eukaryota, Fungi, Glomeromycota, Glomeromycetes, Glomerales, Glomeraceae.
AUGAAUUCAUUACAAAAAAUCAUCAUAAUAUUAUUUCUAAUAUCCAUUCUGAUUUUAUGUUUGCCCAUUCAUCAAUCCAAAGCAGAAUUUGUCUACACUGAAUCUGAUCCAGAAUUAGAAGUGGUUAAACUCGAAACUUACAAGGACAAGUCUAUUAUAAUCCGUGUCGUCAAACAGCUUGAAACUGGUUGUCGGGAGCCAGCAUUAAGGUUGAGGAUUAUAUAUGAAAAUGGCACAGUAACACCAUUAUAUAUCAGUCAACAAGAAUUAGAUAUACCCGAGUGGAAUUUCUGCAGGGUUGAAAUGGGAUAUCACAGGAUUAAAGGGAGCUAUGCUUUAAGACUAUACAGCUGGAUUCCUAAUUAUCUAAUAAUUACUUAUAUGAACGGAACAAGUUAUACCGAUCAAGAAAAUAUGUCUGUUUUUGUCAAGUUGAUUACUUGGUCGGGAGAAGUCAUAGGUGAUCAAUAUGUUGGGCCAGCUUACAUUGUCAAUGGAAUAAUUCAAUACCCUAUUGAAACACAUUUCGAUCGAGUACAACCAGAAAGAGGAUUUUUCUAUGCAGACUUCUUAAGUGGAACAAACUUUAUAUAUUGGGUACACUUUAGCGCGCCAAAUGAAUACGGGAUCAUUACCCGUCUUAAAGCUGGUACCAUUGAAUUAGAAAAUAUGUUAUAUGGAAGUUUCUUCUACACUAUUCCCACAUUAGGCGGUGGAGAUUUUGGAAUUGUUGUUGUAAAUUCCACAAUAUCCUAUGAUAUUCCCGUCGAUGGCAACCUUGACCCGUUACAUAAGCAAUUACAAACAUAUGCGAUCUUUAUCUCUCAAAACACUUAUGAACAACGUGGUCCCUAUUUACUGCAUAAUUUUGGAGCUACUCCGGCUUUAUCACUAAGAGAACUUGCUUGUGGAAUUGAUUAUUAUGAGUUGAAUUAUAAUUGCUUCCUAGUGGUGAGGACUAAUCUCACCGAAAGGAGCCAUUUUCUUACGAAAAUCACGUUCACGGUUGACGGUUCAAAAACCGUUGACCAAACUUACGAAAAUAAUGAGAUAAACUCGCUUAACGUACACGAAAUAUAUAUGGAGAGUUUGCAUUAUGGAGGAUAUCUUUUAAUUCUUCAUCGAUACAAUGAGCUCAAUGAAACAUUUGAGGACUUGUAUGGUUACAUGUUUGAUAGGGAAGCUAAAUUACGUGGACCUUGGCCAUUUGGUAAUCCAUUAGCAAAACCAGCUCUAGGAAGGCGCUAUGGAAUAUUAAAAAAUAAUACCCUUACUGCUAUAAAUCAAAAACCAAGUGAUCCAAUUUGGUCAAUAGAAUCAAAAUCUUUAACUAAUUUCAUUGAAUUUGUAUCGUAUAAAAAUCCGAACAUUAUUUCCACCGAUCCUCUAAAUAAUGAUCCUAAAAUUCCUCUAAGAAAAGCAAGCAUUACGAUUUUUUUCAAAAACGAGAUCGCUUUAUCGAAUGGAAACAUUACGAUCUUUCAAUAUCAGGGUUCAGAAAAGGUUUUGAAACAAAGCCAUUCUGGAUUACAUCCAAAUUGCAUCCUUGGAGAUGACCAUAAAUCGGUCACAAUCAAAAUGCUUGAUUCGAAUUUCAAUAUACCAAACGGAACGUAUACGGUGGAACUUUCUCACGAAUUUUUUGUGGAUAAGCUAACUCGGCUAGCACCUUUAGGUCUACAAGCAGGAGAUUGGAAUUUCACUACUGAAUUUAAGUUGGAUGAGUACAGGGAUUCCGUUGAUGUCGUUCUUGGACUAACAGAAGACGCUUCUACUUAUUUCAAGAAUUUAACGCUGGAGGAUAAAGCCUCAUUUUUAAAUCAAAUGUCAAUAGAUUUAACAAAAACAAUUCCGACAGAACCAACGCGGUUCAUUCCCAUUCAAGAAACUCAAAAUCAUGAUAACGCCAAUAAACUUCUUAUUUCCAUCAAGAUUCGACAGCGAGAUGAUCCAUUUAAAUUAAAUGGAAUGAUGAUUAUCAGGGAUUUAAAUACUCUGAUUAAAAAUAAAGAGAUAACGGGUAUAUCCCGUUUUGAAUCAACAAACAUGCUCGAUGAAGAAUUCGGAAGCGUUAUUAGAAAAUCUGUUUCUGGAAAUUAUAAAGUUGAAGUCAGUCUUCUUGCAGCCUUCUUUGGAAUAAUUUUAUUGCUAAACUUUUAUGCAUGCUGUUCAAAGUUAGAACAGCAAAAUAGUAUUUUUGUCGCGAUUAAAAUUUCUUUAGCAACAUUGGAUUUUAUAUUUGAUGUAUGGUUUAUUGCGACCUAUAUCGAUGCAAAAGCAGCAACAAGUGCAGGGUCUUUAGAUAAAACUAUAUUUACAACGCUUGGACUUUUCAUUGAUACGGAAUCCUUCAAAUUAAUAAAGGAUUGGAAUGCAAUUACAAGUAACGUUGAUCAACGUUCCUAUUGGAGCAAAUAUGUUUUUCAAGAUAUUCCUCAAUUAAUUAUUCAGUAUAAUGCUCUGAUAGUUAUAUCAAUAACUCUUAAUAGUCUGUUGAUUUUCCAUAGUACUGUGAUUAGAAAAAUUAUGACCCAGUUAUGA